AUGCACGCAUCCACCACCGCCGCCGGCGCUGUCCUCGCAGUCAUAGCAGCCCUCCCCGCCGUCUCUGCUCACGGCUACGUGGCCAGCGUCAUCUCAGGCGGUACUACCUACGCAGGAGCUUCUCCUCAGUGGUUUUAUUCCAGCACCAAGCCGACCCAGGCUGGUUGGUUCGCCUACAACCAAGACAACGGGUUUGUCGCCCCGAGCGAGUAUGGUGACAACAACAUCACUUGCCACAAGGGUGCCACUCCCGGUAACACUUACGUACCGGUCACGGCUGGCUCGACCAUCAGCCUUGUGUGGAAUACUUGGCCCGAUAGCCAUCACGGCCCAGUCAUCAACCAGAUGGCCAAGUGUUCUGGCGAGUGCACCAGCGUCGACAAGACAACGCUUAAGUUCUUCGCUGUUCAAAACACCGGUCUCAUCAACGAUGCCAGCCCACCCGGUACCUGGGCCACCGACAACUUGAUCGCCAACAAAUUCACCGGCACCCUCAAGAUCCCAGCCGGCCUCGCCGCCGGCAACUACGUCCUCCGCCAUGAGAUCAUCGCUCUCCAUAGUGCCGGCAACGCCGAUGGUGCCCAGAGCUAUCCCAACUGCAUCAACCUCAAGGUCACCGGGUCAGGCACCGAGACUCCUUGCGCCAGCGGUGCUGACUGCCGUGCUGGUACUGCUCUUUACAAGUCUACCGACCCUGGUAUCCUUAUCAGCAUCUACUCCGCUAUCAGCAGCUACACCAUGCCUGGCCCAGCCGUGUGGAGUGGUCUCAAGAAGCGUGCUGCGUGGAGUGCUUAG
This is a messenger RNA of Recurvomyces mirabilis, 795 nucleotides long. RefSeq lists its product as uncharacterized. The transcript is spliced from 2 exons. The coding region runs from base 1 to 795 and encodes 264 amino acids. The record is from RefSeq and is a predicted model, not a curated record. Lineage: Eukaryota; Fungi; Ascomycota; Dothideomycetes; Mycosphaerellales; Teratosphaeriaceae.